Harpegnathos saltator (Jerdon's jumping ant) is the source of this 704-nucleotide messenger RNA. It is a transcript of the gene Roc1a, whose product is annotated as Regulator of cullins 1a. Gene Ontology annotation, molecular function: zinc ion binding. The coding region runs from base 46 to 387 and encodes 113 amino acids. The transcript is spliced from 5 exons. The record is from RefSeq and is a predicted model, not a curated record. Lineage: Eukaryota; Metazoa; Arthropoda; Insecta; Hymenoptera; Formicidae.
ACGUUCGUUAGGUGUCACUUGAUCAGCAACGGUAAAAAUUUGGAAAUGGCGACGACGAUGGAAAUCGACGACGAUGACUGCGACCUGCCGACUUCCAGCAGUGGGAAGGGCGAGAAGAAGCGUUUUGAAGUGAAGAAGUGGAAUGCAGUAGCACUAUGGGCAUGGGAUAUCGUUGUGGACAAUUGUGCUAUCUGCCGUAAUCAUAUUAUGGAUCUGUGCAUUGAAUGUCAAGCAAAUCAAGCGUCUGCUACAAGUGAGGAGUGCACAGUAGCAUGGGGUGUAUGCAACCAUGCUUUUCACUUUCACUGCAUCUCACGCUGGUUGAAAACACGACAAGUAUGUCCUCUUGACAAUCGUGAAUGGGAAUUCCAGAAGUAUGGUCAUUAAUUAAACAUUUAGCUGUGCAAGUUUAGCCGGUCAUAUGGAACAUCAUUUUCAAGCAAACUAGGAGAUUAUAUUUUCACAUGUCAAACACAAUUGCAUUGAAGAAUUACAGAUGAGUAAAAAAGAAAGAAAAAUACAAAAAUGAUUUGUGCACUACCAAAUUUACUGUUUCUCUUGUCACAACAUGAAGUUUCAACUAGUAAGAAGUAUUCAGUUUUUGAAAACCCUAUUUACAAAUUAAUGGCAUUAAAUUAUACGAUUAUAUAUCUUGUAGGUUGUAAGUUUUACAAUAAAUAAAAGUGAUAAAAUAUUUGGAGUAA